Messenger RNA from Mobula hypostoma (lesser devil ray), 3907 nucleotides. Its product is annotated as mRNA decay activator protein ZFP36L1-like. Bases 906 to 1943 code for a protein of 345 amino acids. NCBI's taxonomy places the organism in Eukaryota, Metazoa, Chordata, Chondrichthyes, Myliobatiformes, Myliobatidae. The record is from RefSeq and is a predicted model, not a curated record. The transcript has 2 exons. Gene Ontology annotation, molecular function: metal ion binding; mRNA binding.
CCCAGCUCAAAAAAAAACCCUUUUAGCGCCAUGUGCGCUCUCCCGCCAAAACCCGUUGCAACAGACCGAAAUUGCAACCAUCUGUUACACAUGAUAAGCCUCGCACAAUGCAAAUCAGUCGAAAACGAGUGCCAGAACACGGCUAGUGGACGUCAGGCUUUGCGGGGAAAAAACACUAAUUUAGGCUUUAACAAACAACUCUACAAACUUUUAAGCUUAUUCAACUUUUAACUGCCGUUAAAGAAACACAAGCACAUCAAACCUAGACCCCUUGCAGUCGAUUACAUUUAAAAAUGAGGGAGUGAAAGAAAGCGUUUUAAACGACCGUGCACUCCGUCCUCUAAAACAUUUCGCAAUAACUUUUACCCCCCCGUCCAGAUCCAAUCCCUUUCGAGCUAGCAGCUAGUCCAAAUCCCGCCCCAGAAAACAAACAACAAUAAAAAAACCCUUAUCAAUUAGUAACUUAUAUUUUCUCAUUGAGGUCAUUAGAGUGAAUUAUUUAUUACAAUAAUUUUACGAUCCAAAACUUUUACUUCAAAAAUGAAAAGAUUUUAGAUGGUUUUAAAAUCGUUAAAAGUGUUUAAUGUUUCUUUCUUGGGACGAGUUAAAAAAAAUGUUGGUGGGUGUAGUUACUGUCAGUCAAGAAGUUGUUUCGCUUGCCCACAAGCUUGGCUGAUUUAAAUACCAGAGAUCCGCCUACGGAUGGAAGGGAAAUUAUUUAUGGCAGAUGUCGGACUGCGAGUUGCUAAAAGUCUGUAGGUGAAUUUAGCAGAGAGAGGAAAGAAAAAUAAUAGCAGCCGGGGACUCGCAGUGGUCGAUCGACUAGAUCUAAGUCAACCCGUCCCGUCUCCGGCCGCCAGUCUCUCCUCUCCGCCGCGUGGCCCUGCUCGCUGUUAACAUCGGCAAUGUCCACGAAAUUAGUCUCUUGUUUCUACGAUAUUGGAGAAGCUUUAUGCAAGAACAAGAUGAUGAGCUACAACAGCAACACGGGGGUGCCCCUGCUGGACAGAAAAGCGGUCGGGACACCAACGCUGGUCGAUUACCAGAGGCGGCAUUCGGUCACCUUCGGCAACACUAACUCCAAGUUCACGCAGAACCAGCUCCUCAACAGCCUGAAGCUGGAGCAGACCGGCGGCGGGGGAGUGGCCAACAAGGAGAACAAGUUCCGUGACCGCUGCCUUUCGGAGACGGGCCUGCAGAAGCCCCAGGGCCAGGUGAACUCCAGCCGGUACAAGACGGAGCUGUGCCGCCCCUUCGAGGAGAACGGCUCCUGCAAGUAUGGCGACAAGUGCCAGUUUGCCCACGGCAUCCACGAGCUGAGGAGCCUUGCGCGCCACCCCAAGUACAAGACGGAGCUGUGCCGCACGUUCCACACCAUCGGUUUCUGCCCCUACGGACCCCGCUGCCACUUCAUCCACAACGCGGAGGAGCGGAGAUUGUCACCCGCCCAUGAGCAGCAGCACCAGCUCCCCCUGUCCUCCUCCAACAAGGUGGACAGGCCCUGCCUGCAGCACAGCUACAGUUUCUCCGGCUUCUCCAGUUCCUCCAACAGGCUGCUGGACAGUCCCACCUCCAUCACCCCGCCGCCCAUCUUCACCGCGGAAGAACUGAGCUCCUCCCCCACCCUGCCAAACUGCGCCAGCAACCCCUUCACCUACUCGAGCCAGGAGCUGGCCAGCCUCUUCGCGCCCAGCAUUGGCAUCCAGGUCCCCUUGGCGUCCACCGCUGGCACCACCGAGGGCAGCUCCCACUCCCCGACUUCGUUCCUGCUCCGGCCACUGGCCGAGUCGCCACAGUUCUUUGAGACUUCGCCCAGUCCCCCCGACUCGUUGUCCGAUGAUUGCCUCAGCAGCUCCGGCAGCAUAAGCGGCUCGGAGUCGCCCAUCCUUGACUUCAACAAGCGCCUCCCCAUCUUCAGCAGACUCUCCAUCACGGACGACUAGCUCAGUUCCUCCUGCCCCAUCCCAAAGAGCCGAGGAGCUGUCAGCAGAAAUGAAACGUAGCCCUAAUCUGAACAAGCAUUUAAGAUGGACCUUUUAUUCCUUAAUGUACCAGUUAGCCAGCUUUUGACCCACUACCCAGGUUAGAAUUGACUUGCCAGCUAUGUACCAUAUCCGCUGAUGACCUACAAUGCAACUGUUGAAUUUUUCACUGUGAUCAGCAGGGGUACUGCACAAUUAAUUUAGCUCUUUCUGUUUUGUGUGAUCAGAAAUUCAGAUUUUGGAAAUGUUUGGUUUCCUGACGUGUCAGCAGUUUUGGGAUUUGCAGAGCAUGUUCGUCCCAGUGUAAUCUGGUAGGCUUGGACUGCCCGGUCGGAUCGGCCCAGUUGAGUUGAGGCACUUUGUUGGAAGAGUUUGACGUCAAACAGCUGCCUACCUGCCGGACUGUAGAAGUUUGUGUGUUGUGUUAAAGAGCCGCACGGUGUAAUUUCCCGUCGCUCACUGAGAGAGACUGUUGAAGUAGCAGAACCUAGAUGUGAUACCCCUUUGCUGUAACUUUUCUGUGCCCUCCCCACUGGAGCUGCUGUACCUGUCUGUGACAGAAGCCUCUCUACCCCCUGCCAGAGUGCCUUUGCACAGCUAAGUGGGGAUGUGCCGAUAAACAUCCUACCCUGAUGCCUUUGUGACCAGAAAAUGAACCGGGUAUCAGGACACCUCUACUCACUCACCCACCCUUACAAACCUCCCAUUAGUAGCAACCCUGCUUACCUCAUCCCUCACCCUGUUUCACCCUUCCUUCAGAGCCCUCCAAUGACAAUCCACCAAUACCGAGACUGAAUUUGACAAGCAUGGUGCUGAUUGCCUCCAUUAUGGCAGCUGGGAUUGACAGUGGCUGGUGACUUUCUAUUGCGAUUCUGGUUGGCUUGUUUCCGAGCACCCAUUGGAGGAAACAAAACAACUGUAGCAAUUAGCCAUUUCUUUGUGUUGGGGAAGGGGACAGGGAUAACUUCCUUGCAGGGGUUUAAAAAAAAUAGUUGGAUGGUCAGUAUUCCAGCUUCCAAAUGGGUGGGGAGGGGAAGGUGAGAGAUACAAUAUAACCAAGCUAGUCCUUAGCUUUUGGCUUGUGCCAAGUUAAUUCAUUUUAUUUCCUUCUUUUUAUCUCCUUUUAAAAAAAGUUCCGCAGAACAUUCAGAAAGGAUUUAAAAUAUCGCUUGUCACUGCAUUCACUUACACAUACACACAAAAAAAUGCUUAUUUAACUUAUCAAAAACAUAUUUAUUGCAAAACAUAUGCAUUUUUGUUUGUAUUUAUCACAAUGACGAACGAUAGAAAUAUAUUUUUCUUUUAUGUUUAAAUUAUGAUCAUUAAUCUUAAAAUUGUGAGGUUUUUCCUUUUCUUAUUUUCGUUUUGACAGUUUAAUAUAUUAUACUACAAUGACGAGGGUUUUUGUAACUUUACUGUUCAGUUAUUUUAUUUAAUAAAAAAGUAAUUUAAAAACACAAAAACAUUUUGAAUUUAUUUAUUUUUUAGUUUCCCCUCCCUGCCCCCUUCCUUUCUAAGAUAAAAUAGUGUUUUUCUCAUGUAUUUUUAUGUCAGCCUUGUGCUUACUGCCUUUUUGCUCUUGUUGCCAACGAUGGCCUUUAUUUUAGGAUUUUGGGUCAGCUUCCACAAUGCAAGAGAGUUAAGAAAAUGCAGAUUCAGUACUGUGACACAAAAGUGCCUGUUGAAUACAUUCCAAGCAUCGAUGUGUGCUUUCCAUGUAAUUAAUACUUGUAUUGAUAGGUCCUGCCCUCUUUUAGAGAAAAACAAGCAGGACUUGGCACAAAGAGAAAUUGAAUGUAUUUUUUUUCUCAGUUGUUCACUACAUUUGUUUAUUUUUAAUGUCUGUUUAUACAGAAUGCUUUUGUAAUGACUGGUUCUGAUGUAAACCAAUAAACCCCAAUGUUCUUUUUCCAAAAUGUGGUAAC